Molecule: messenger RNA, 685 nt
Organism: Polistes dominula (European paper wasp)
Lineage: Eukaryota; Metazoa; Arthropoda; Insecta; Hymenoptera; Vespidae
Biological process (GO): kinetochore assembly; signaling; regulation of mitotic cell cycle
Cellular component (GO): nucleus; cytoplasm; spindle pole centrosome
Molecular function (GO): microtubule binding
Source: RefSeq, a predicted model, not a curated record
AAAAAUAAAACUAAUAGGAGAACUCUUAGAAACAGAACCAUUGUAACGGAAAACUCUACAAWCAGAAUGUCUACAAGAAGUAGAAAAAGUAAUAUUAAAGAUUUAAUUGAUGAAAAGGAUGAAAAUAAUCAAAAGGAAAAUAAGAGUCCUCUAAAAUCAAAGAAAAAAUCACGAAAGAAGUCAAUUAAUGUUGAAGAAAAGGAAGUUAAUGUAAAAAAAGGAAUCUAUGUCACACCAGUAAAUGCAAAAAAAGAGCUAAGAAGAUCCUCUCGAAAAAGUGUGAASUUUAAUGCUGAAGAUUGCGAAGCCUGUGAAGAAAGUAAAUUCACUCUUCCAAUGACACCGUAUAUUAGAUGUAGCAAAGGUAGAUUGAGCUUCUUACAAGAUAAUAAUACACCUAUAAAACCUCCUUCACCCAAUAGAGAUUUGAUUUCAUGGGAUACUCCAAAAAGUAAGUAAUAAGUUAAAUUAUUGAUUAUUAAAUACAUAUACUUAAUAAUUGUGUAAUAAUUUCAGCUCCRGUUASAGUAGUAAGAAGAUCCACGAGAAAUUUCACUAAACAUGUACUUUAAUAAUCAGUAUUGUAUAACUUUUGUACAUAUACUCUUUUACUUAUAGACUUACAUUAAACUUUUACUUAUCAAUAAUAUAAUUUUUUAUAAAUUUAUGUACACACUUAACUUUA